Scaptodrosophila lebanonensis is the source of this 594-nucleotide messenger RNA. RefSeq lists its product as uncharacterized. The record is from RefSeq and is a predicted model, not a curated record. The coding region runs from base 1 to 594 and encodes 197 amino acids. Lineage: Eukaryota; Metazoa; Arthropoda; Insecta; Diptera; Drosophilidae. The transcript is spliced from 2 exons.
AUGAAGUUAACUUUAUCCGCAUUGCUAGUUGGACUGUGCUUGGCAGCUGUUGCCCAAGCGGGUACAAUCCUUGGACCUGAACCUUUCGAGUAUGUCGGAGAGGAUUUUGCUUCGGGUAUUGUUGAUCCCGAGACUGAAGGACUAUUCUAUGGCAUGUAUUGGAUUCUAAAGGGUUCUCUAAAAACGGUUCUUGGCAUGAGGUGCACCGUAAAGGAAGUUGGCAACGUUGUAAAUGCCUCCAAUACAUUCCUAACCAAGACCGAGACAUGUGGCGGUGAUGUUUCAGCGCAAGUCAAGGCUCUUAUUGGUACGGUCAAUAAGAUUGUGAGCACAUCUAAGGGCUUCAGCACCAUCAACACCACAUAUUGUUUGAAAGAAAGUGAUAACCAUUCUGGUUGGAAGUGCUUCUGGAAAAUGCUGGCUUCCUCGAUAACUCUUACCAACGAACUCAAAAAUGCCGUUAGCCAGAUUGUGAAAUUGCCAACAACGGGUGCUGGAACCAGCACUUGUCUCAAUUCCGCUGUCUUCGAGCUGAGCUUCUAUUAUACCCAGUUCCCGGCCCAAGUCAAGGCUUGCAAAUCCAUCAAGUCUUAG